Molecule: messenger RNA, 1065 nt
Organism: Chroicocephalus ridibundus (black-headed gull)
Lineage: Eukaryota; Metazoa; Chordata; Aves; Charadriiformes; Laridae
Gene: GNAT3
Product: G protein subunit alpha transducin 3
Exons: 8
Coding region: 1-1065 (354 amino acids)
Biological process (GO): adenylate cyclase-modulating G protein-coupled receptor signaling pathway; detection of chemical stimulus involved in sensory perception of bitter taste; sensory perception of sweet taste
Cellular component (GO): heterotrimeric G-protein complex; photoreceptor outer segment; photoreceptor inner segment
Molecular function (GO): GTP binding; GTPase activity; G protein-coupled receptor binding
Source: RefSeq, a predicted model, not a curated record
AUGGGCAGUGGAGCCAGUUCUGAGAGCAAGGAGUCGGCCAGGAGAUCCAGAGAGCUGGAAAAGAAACUCCAGGCAGAUGCAGAGAGGGAAGCCAGGACAGUCAAACUACUGCUGUUGGGUGCUGGAGAGUCAGGAAAGAGCACUAUUGUAAAGCAAAUGAAGAUCAUCCAUAAAGAUGGCUUCACCUACCAGGAACGCAUGGAGUUCAGACCUGUCAUUUACAGUAACACAGUGCAGUCUAUCCUGUCUAUCGUGAAAGCAAUGACCAAGUUAGGAAUCAGUUACGAAAACCCAGCUAGAAUUGAAGAUGAAAGGAAGCUGUGUGACAUGGCAACAACCCUGGAGGAUGGCGACCUGCCUUCCGAAUUGGUCGAACUCAUCAAACAACUGUGGAGCGAUGGUGGGACCCAGGCCUGCUUCGCGAGGGCAGCGGAGUACCAGCUCAACGACUCGGCAGCCUACUACCUCAACGAUUUGGACAGGUUGGCAAGGCUGGACUAUGUGCCCAGUGAGCAAGAUGUUUUGCACUCCCGAGUGAAAACAACUGGGAUUAUAGAGACUCAGUUUUCUUUCAAAGACCUGAACUUCAGGAUGUUUGAUGUGGGUGGACAGCGAUCAGAGAGAAAAAAGUGGAUUCAUUGCUUUGAGGGAGUUACUUGCAUCAUAUUCUGUGCUGCACUCAGCGCCUAUGACACGGUUCUGGUGGAAGAUAAAGAAGUGAAUAGAAUGCAUGAAAGCCUUCAGCUGUUCAACAGCAUCUGCAACCACAAGUGCUUUGCAGCCACUUCCAUUGUGCUGUUUCUAAACAAAAAAGACCUCUUUCAAGAGAAAAUAACAAAAGUUCAUCUGAAUAUCUGCUUUCCUGAGUAUAACGGACUCAAUACAUUUGAAGAUGCUGGAAAUUACAUCAAGAAACAAUUCCUAGACCUGAACAUAAGGAAACAGGAUAAAGAGAUAUAUUCUCACUUGACAUGUGCCACCGACACCCAGAAUGUCAAGUUUGUAUUUGAUGCAGUCACAGACAUAAUAAUCAAAGAAAAUCUGAAAGACUGUGGGCUUUUCUAG